AUGUACUGUCUGCAUCUUCGUCAGGGUGUGACCCUGUCUGAACUGAAGGAGGCUCAGAGGACCUACAGUCUGUCUCCUCUGGACAGAGACAGACAGACAGAGGAUGGAUGUAGCAGACUGACUGACAGGUCCUGUCUGCCUGGGAGAGGGUCUACGGAGGACAGAGGAGAGGCCAGGUCCAGCCUGGCCCAGUAUGUGGAGACAGAGGAUCACAGUCCUACAUGGAGCAGGGAGCUAGACGAGCUUGGAAAUCAUAGAUCAAGGCUGGAGACCAUGGAGGCAGAGUAUUCCACUGCAGGACCAGGGCUCAUAUCUCCCUCUGCCAGUGGGCUCUAUACCCUGCCUUUCUCCUCCAGCCUGGCCAUCCGCACAUUCUCCAAAGAAGUUGAAUGGAAAGAUGAAAACCAGAACCCCGUUGAGGAUCCCUCCAAACGUGGCCUCGCCACAAGAGAGAAACAUCUUUGCUUCUGUGACCAAGAGGCCGAUGAAACCUACCAGACUUUUAAGGCGUAA
Messenger RNA from Oncorhynchus gorbuscha (pink salmon), 513 nucleotides. RefSeq names its product protein phosphatase 1 regulatory subunit 12B-like. The record is from RefSeq and is a predicted model, not a curated record. The coding region runs from base 1 to 513 and encodes 170 amino acids. Lineage: Eukaryota; Metazoa; Chordata; Actinopteri; Salmoniformes; Salmonidae. The transcript has 4 exons.